This is a messenger RNA of Balaenoptera musculus (blue whale), 1667 nucleotides long. Its product is annotated as all-trans-retinol dehydrogenase [NAD(+)] ADH7-like. Gene Ontology annotation, molecular function: zinc ion binding; all-trans-retinol dehydrogenase (NAD+) activity. Gene Ontology annotation, cellular component: cytosol. Gene Ontology annotation, biological process: retinol metabolic process; retinoic acid metabolic process. NCBI's taxonomy places the organism in Eukaryota, Metazoa, Chordata, Mammalia, Artiodactyla, Balaenopteridae. The transcript is spliced from 9 exons. The record is from RefSeq and is a predicted model, not a curated record.
CUCUCUUCUAGAUUUAUGUAUUCCUAAUACAGAAUGUUCAAAUGAGGGGAUCCAAGCCUAAUAAAUCUUCAGUUUCCUGACUGGAGCCCCAAGAUGGUCCCAUUAUGUCAAGAGUUCCUUUCUGGGGAAAAGAAAGCAUGUGGUAUAGAAGUGAAAGAGUGCUGCAACUGUGUCCUCUGAGAAAAACUGGCAAAGAUAAGCCAACCCUUGAAGAUGCUAUAUUUGACCCUGAUAGUGAAAUCAAAAAUGGUAAAGGAUCCAAUAGCAGCCUUGGAAGGGCAGCAGGUGACAAAGUCAUCCCCCUCUUUCCGCCUCAGUGUAGAGAAUGCAAUGCUUGUCGCGACCCAGAUGGCAACCUUUGUAUAAGGAGUGACGUUACUGGUCAUGGAGUCCUGGCUGAUGGCACCACCAGAUUUACGUGCAGGGGCAAACCAGUCUAACACUUCAUGAGCACUAGUACAUUUACUGAGCACACGGUGGUGGAUGAAACUUCCAUUGCUAAGAUCGAUGAUGCAGCUCAUUCUGAGAAAGUCUGUUGAAUUGGAUGUGGAUUUUCCACUGGAUAUGGGACUGCUAUUAAAACUGGCAAGGUCACCUGUGGUUCGACUUGUGUGGCCUUUGGCCUGGGAAGAGUUGGCCUUUUGGUCAUCAUGGGCUGUAAGUCAGCUGGUGCAUCCAGGAUCAUUGGGAUUGACCUCAACAAAGACAAAUUUGAAAAGGCCGUGGCUGUCAGAGCCACUGAGUGCAUCAGCCCCAAGGACUCCACCAAGCCCAUCAGUGAGGUGCUGUCAGAAAUGACAGGCGACACUGUGGGCUACAGUUUUGAAGUUACUGGGCAUCUUGAACCUAUGAUCAAUGCCCUUGCAUCCUGCAACAUGAACUAUGGGGUCGGCGUGGUGGUAGAGGCUCCUAUAUCAGCCAAGAUGCUCACCUAUGACCCAAGGCUGCUCUUCCGUGGACGCACAUGGAAAGGAUGCAUUUUUGGAGGUUGGGAAAGCAGAGAUGAUGUUCCAAAACUAGUGAGUGAUUUCCUGGAAAAGAAAUUUGACCUGGACCAAUUGAUAACCCAUGUUUUCCCUUUUAAACAAAUCAAUGAAGGCUUUGAACUGCUCUACUCACAUCAAAGGUUAUCUGUUUUUUAUGGUUCUCUUGUCUCCUCCCCAUAGGUCACUUUUUAAAUUUAGUAUUUAUAAAUGCAUCUGUUUCCUUCAUAUUUUAUUUCUGAUUAUUUUAUGUAGCAAGAUUGAUAUAGCUGAUUACUUCUUCUUCAUAGACUUAUUAUAUCAUCGUCUUAUAUUAACCAAUUUUUAAAAAAACUUCUGGCCUUCAUUUUUUUGUACUAGAUUGAUUUCAUCUUGGCUAUUUUUAUUUCAGCACAAAGCUGCUCACUUCUUCAAGUAAUGCCACAAAAUUUCCUUACUUUACAGUUUUCAAAGUGCUUUUUAAAAUGUGUUUUCUUCCGAUCCUUGAAGGUUAGGUUUUUUUUGCUUAUUUGUUUGUUUUUUAACUUUUGACCUCCUUCAUCUAUUUCUCCCACCCAGUACUCCUGCUUCUGGCAACCACCAAUCUGUUCUCUGUAUCUGUGAAGUUGUUGCUUUAGAUUCCACACACAAAUAAGAUCAUACAGUAUUCGUCAUUCUCUGACUGACUUAUUUCACUUAGCAUAA